CAGCUACAUACACCCACACACUCUCUCUUCCAUUUCUUCACUCCACCACAAUCCAAAACCAACGUUACUCUCUCAUCCUCUCUCUCUCUCAUCACCACUAUCACCACCACCACCAUGUUUCCUCCUCCAUAGUUUCUCUCCUUCUCAUCACUGAUCAUGGCUGCUAGGCCUGAUAAUGGAUUCUCCAUAAGGGAGUACACUUCCAAGAUGAGGUCAAUCGACGUCUUCAAAUGCUGGCCCUUCACUUCCAACAUCAACCGUGAGCUCACGCGCGAGGAGCUUCAGUCAUGGCUUCCCCCCAUGACUCUCCGCUGCCCUAGAUCCGAACCUCUAAACCACCAUAACAAACCCGAAGAACCUUCUAGAACUCGCGUCGAAGCUUCUAGAACAGUCGAUGUCGACUCCAACGAAGAAGAAUCGUCCAAAUCGGAUCAUGAUAGCCUCGCUGCUGCUCCUCCUGAUGCAUCGGCAGAUGUAUCGGCUUCUGCCGCUGCCGAUGAUGAGGGAGGAGAAGCGAUGGUGUGUCCUGUUUGCCGCGAGUUCAACGCGGCGACGCUCACGGCGGUGAACGCGCACAUCGACGGCUGUCUCGCGCAGACGAUGAGGGAGGAGAGGCGGCACAUGAGGAUGAUGAAUUUGAAAUCGAGCAAGUCGAGACCGCCGAAGAAACGCUCCAUCGCGGAGAUUUUCAAGAAGGUUCAGGAGGUUGAAGAGGAGGAGGAAGAGCACAAGGUUUUGAAGCUGUGGCCGUUGCGAGAGGUGGAAGAGGAAGAGGAGAAUAACGAUGCGGAUGUUGAUGAUGAGGUGUCUGUUACGGUUAGGAAGUUCCAGUGGCUCUCUAACCGCCUUGAGGCGCUGAGAUCCAGCCGCGGAGACCGCGAAUCGGCGAGAUUGAACGCCGCGGAGGAGGUGGAGGAGGAGGAGAAGAUGGAGAUGGUUUGUCCGGUUUGCCGCGAUUUCAACGCGGCUACCGUGACGGCGGUGAACGCGCACAUCGACAGUUGCCUCGCGCAGGCUGUUAGAGACGAACGGCGGCAGAUUAAGAGGAGUUUUCCGAAGCUGAAACCGAAAGCGCCGAAGAAACGCUCGAUCGCUGAGAUUCUCACCGCGGCGCCGCCGAUCGAGGAAGCAAGGAAGAGCAAGAGCAAAGGCAAAGUAGUUGAGGCUGAGGAAGAUGAAGACGAAGAGGAGGACGAAGAUGGGGAUUGUUCUACUGCUACUGCUGUGGUUUCAGUAAUCAAGAGCAAAGGGAGUACGAACAAGAACAGUAAAGGUAAAAAGGUGAACAAGGCGAAUCGGAAGAAGAAGUUGGAAAAGCAUGGUGAUAGUGUUGUUGUAUCUGUGAACAGUGAGAAGAAGAAGAAGACAAUAGUGAGCAAGAAAAACAAGAAGAUAAAGAAGAACAACGUCUACAACAAUGACCUCACUAAGAAAAAGGAAGAUGCUUACAAGCGCAUGGUGCAAACCACAGUAAGGAGUUCCAGAAAACUAAGAGGGUCAACUGAUAACAAAAGCAUUGCCCUUCAUGAUAUUGAUCCCUCUGUCCAUAGAAAGAAAUUGUGUUUAAAUGGCUUAUCAGUACGAAAGAAACAAGAAGUUAAAAAUUGUGACUCAGUUGGAAAACAACAGAAAGCAGUAUCUUCUGUUGGUGGCAUUCCUAAGAACCACUCCAAACAUGUUUCUGGAAAGACAUCAAGUGACUGUAAUAGUUUUCAAGAUGGUACAGAAGACAGUGAUUACAGUGAUUACAAUGAUCAAAUGCCAACCUCUGAUAGGCAAGUGAAAUUCUCUGGUAAGGCUGAUAUACAUUGUGAAAAAGAGAGAGAUUCAGUUGAUGAGACCAUGUUCAACAUAUCUUCAGAUGCACCGGCUACUUCAUCAGUAAAGCUGCAAUCCUCUGGAAGUGAUGAAGAGAAUGCAAGUUGGGGGGCAAACAGAAAUUAUGACCACAUUGCCAUUAAUGUAGACAAAGAAAAAAGUGUUUGCCCAAUAGUUGAAAGUAAACAGUUUGUUAAUACUAUGGAACAAGUUACUGUACAGAGUUUCUUGAAGCCAUGUACCAAUCAAGAGAAUUCAAAGCUCUCAGAAGAGAAGUCUGAACUAUUAACCAAGAUGGCAAUUAAUGACAAUAACAGAUUACUGCAUUUUGAUGGAGGCAACACAACUACACUGCUUUUUUCUCCAUAUGCUGACAUGUCUAGACCUCUUGCUGCAGUUAAAGAAGACAAGACAUCUGGCAUAAAUACUCAAGUGUGUGAAUCUGGAUCUUUCAGCUCAAGUGCGAAAUUCAUUGACCAUUCGGAGGAUCCUCCUACUUACCAGUUUGGUGCUGUGAACAAAAAUGGAGAUACAAAGACAACUCUGGAGCAUUCCUCAUCUUAUUCUGUUUCAUAUUAUAAGGCAAAUGAAAAUCCUGAAGCUUCAUUGCAAACUUAUGGAGAUACUGAUAAUAGUGGCCACGCCUUGGGUGACAGACAGUUGCCUCAUGUUUUUCCUGGCAGUAUGAUUGAUAACACGUUCCCUUUUACAAGCUGGAGUAAAGGAAGGGAUAUAAAUAGCUCUUCGAAUCCAAACUUUUUUGGGUUGCCCCUCAAUUCUCAUGGUGAGCUAAUCAAUUUCAGUUCAAGUGUAAAAGUAGGGUUGGACCAGCCAGAGACAUCAAGUACAUCACGAAGUUCUUUAAGUGCCUUACCCAUUGAUAAUAUUCUCCACCAAAGUAUGCAGGAAAAUUUAAGCAUCAAUGAGAGGCAUGUUGUUCAGAAAACAUUUCCAAAAGAUGGGCUAAAUCCAUUUACACAGUAUUCAUCUGGGUUAGCUUUCACCCGGUUACCAUGCAGUGAGAGAGAAGAUAUCCACCGUCCCAAAUCUGAUUUUUCCAGCCACUAUGUCCAGCCACUUAAUCCAGAGCUCCUUAAGCAAAACUCCUUCCGUAUGCAGAACCACAGUGGAAACGGGAUGGUUUCUCUGAAAGAAGGCUCCGAUCAUAUCUCACCAAGUUCCAGCCAACCAACAGUGAGGUUGAUGGGUAAAGAUGUUCCAAUUGGCAGGAGCAGCCAAGAGAUGCAACAAUUUGCGACAGAUGUUUGGACUGAUGAAGAGUCCAGAAGGCAUUAUUCUCAAUAUGCUUUAGAAAACUCUUUCCUGGGAAGAUGUCCUAAGCAGGAUUGGGUAUCUGGGUCCUCCUCACAAGUAUCUACUGAUAAUGUAUUGCAUUCAGCGAAAUUUCAAAGCAAUCAGGGUUUGAUGGAUGGUGCAGACUCUGGAUUUUCUCAACCGUUCAUUGAUCUGCAAAGUAAUCAUGCAUCUCGAAAUGGAAGUCUUGGAAUCAGUAGAAAUUCCAGUUCUUAUUUCAAUCCUAUUACUCAAGAUUCUACUUCGUAUGCAGUCUGUAAUAGGGCACAUGAAGACUUUCCAGAGCGGUGUAUACCUGGAGCUAAACCUCCAGGAAUGAACUGCCGGUCACCAGUGCUACCUACUCCUUGCAAUUUUGAUCAGCCGACAUGUUCGAGCAACCGUGAGCUGAAUGACAGGAACAAAAACCCUCUUGCCACAAAAUCAGCCUUUGGAUUUCCUUUCUUGCAGCCAUCUGUCGAUGAACAGGCCAAAACAUCUUGGUUUCAGAGGCCCUAUGGACAUUUACCAUCAUGGUUGUCAAGCUCACCAGGUGAAAUGCUACCAGGGACAUUUUCUCAGCAAUUUUCUGGCAUAAGAAGUCAAGGUUUUCCUCAAAAUCAAUGGGGGAAUAACUUUGUCACGCCAUCUGUGAAUCAUUCAGCUGAAGUUCUCUACCCUUCUAAUCCGCUGACUUCCCGGGGUCCCAUGAAGACGAGCCCUCCUUGCCCAGCAUCUUUCUCUCACCCUCUGCGUCCUUCAGUCAAAUCCUCGACCUUAAAUAGUGGCUGUAGGAACAUAAAUAAGGUCCCUGACAGUGUGAGGUUGGAUGAUAUUAUCACAGAAGACCAUCAUCCAUGCAUAAAUACCAGGAAGAGACCCGCAGUUUAUCUUGAUGAUUCCAGAAAACAUGUCAAGUUAUCAUCCAAUAUGGAUGUGAAAGAAAGCUCGGGUGAUAUAACUAGGCUACCUGGAGAAAACUCAAGUGUAGAAUUGCAAAGAAGCACAACGGCAGUGGAACUUGAUUCACAAGUGGAUAGUGCUAGAAGUAGAUGUGGGCAGAAUCUAAAUCCUACAAGUUAUCCUGCCUUCGAUUCUUUUAAAAUGGACGGCGGCACGGUAACAUCUGGCCCUCUCCGACUUGGUCCUAAAAGAGCUAAGCUCAUCCUAAGAUCCUCUUAAAAAAUAAGAGUUAUCUUUUGUGCCAUAUUCUCACUUGGGAUUACUGACUGAUAGGGAUCUAGAAACUCAGAAACAUUGACAAAAAAGUAUACAGAUUUUAGGUGUAAGUCAUAUCACUUUAUCAUCUGUUUUUGCUCUCUCCUCAAUAGUAUAUAUCCGUUUGUGAACAUAACAGGACUGUUCAUGUAUCAAUAUUGCCAGGUUGCUGAAACUGAUGGAAAUUGAUGUAUUUUCCAUCCAGUCUUUUGAUCACCCGGCACUCAGUUUUGAAGUGUUGUGCCUUUUACAGAAAUAUUAUCACCAAAGUUGAUGCUUUUCAUAUCUCUA
This is a messenger RNA of Lotus japonicus, 4620 nucleotides long. RefSeq lists its product as uncharacterized. Gene Ontology annotation, molecular function: DNA binding. Lineage: Eukaryota; Viridiplantae; Streptophyta; Magnoliopsida; Fabales; Fabaceae. Gene Ontology annotation, biological process: DNA repair. The coding region runs from base 157 to 4293 and encodes 1378 amino acids. The transcript is spliced from 3 exons. The record is from RefSeq and is a predicted model, not a curated record.